UGACGUCAGCAGGCCGUCAGACUGUGUUGAUGUUUUGUGCUCAAGCUCUCGACCGGGAAGACGAGACGGUUUUUUUCUUUUUUUCUUCUUGUUUGUGGCUUCGGCGUCCAAAAACGUCGACGAGGAUCUUCGUCCCGUCCGCUGCUUCUUCCUCCACGACGUUAGCUCCAUGUUUAGCGGCUAGCGGCCCGACAGCAGGCCCGAAGCAGCGAAUCUUUUGAUCCAAAAAGGCAGGACUCGUCGCCCUCUGGCCCCCCUCCCUCCCUCCCUCCCCGCACCACCAUGACGAUCCUGCCCAAAAAGAAGCCCAGCUCGGGGGUCGGGGGAGCGGAUCACGCCGAUGACAGCGACCGGCGGAGCGGAGCGGACUCUCACCAGCACCCGCACCCGCACGCGGGGAGGACCGGAGCUCGGCCGCGGGCUUCGCCUCCGCCGUGGUCCUACCAGCCCGCGCCGCCCUCGGCUAGGGACGAGCGGCGGAGCAUCGAGGCGAGCUCGCGGCCGCAGCAGGCCUCUCCGCCGCCUGGCGGCUCCGUGGCCUCCGUGGCACCGGGCGACGUCCGGGACGGUGGCGGCAUGGUAGCAACAUCUCGCGGGGACCUGGUGGUGCAGGCGGGCGUCGUGGGCUGCGGAGGGAGCAUCGGCGGCUGCUGCUCCGGGCCCGGGCUAAGCAAGAGGCGGCGGCAGGCGGGCACCUGCUCCGGUGCCGUGGUGGCAGCGCUGGCCGGAGGGGGCCAGCCCGGCGUGAGCGUCCCCGGCGGGGUGGGAUCCAGCAAGGAGCAGGACGAGGGAGCCGGAAACAACAGCGAGGACGAGUACGAGAACGCCGCCCGCUUGCAGGCCGUGGACCCGGCCACCGCCGAGCAGCAGGAGCACUGGUUUGAAAAAGCUUUGCAAGACAAGAAAGGUUUUGUCAUCAAGAAGAUGAAGGAGGACGGUGCGUGUCUCUUCAGAGCUGUGGCUGACCAGGUGUAUGGAGAUCAGGACAUGCACGAGGUGGUGAGGAAACACUGCAUGGACUACCUGAUGAAGAACGCCGAUUAUUUCUCCAACUACGUGACGGAGGACUUCACUACGUACAUCAACAGGAAGAGGAAAAACAAUUGCCAUGGCAACCACAUUGAGAUGCAGGCCAUGGCGGAGAUGUACAACAGGCCAGUGGAGGUGUAUCAGUACAGCACAGAGCCAAUCAACACCUUCCACGGCAUCCACCAGAACAACGACGAGCCCAUCCGAGUGAGCUACCACCGCAACAUCCACUACAACUCCGUGGUCAACCCCAACAAGGCCACCAUCGGCGUGGGCCUCGGCCUGCCCGCCUUCAAGCCAGGGUACGCGGAGCAGACUCUGAUGAAGUCGGCCAUCAAAACGUCGGAGGAGUCGUGGAUCGAGCAGCAGAUGUUGGAGGACAAGAAGCGAGCCAGCGACUGGGAGGCCACGUGCGAAGCCAUCGAGGAGCAGGUGGCCAGGGAGUCGUACCUGCAGUGGCUGCGCGACCAGGAGAAGCAGGCCCGACAGCCCAGAAAAGCCAGCGCCACCUGCAGCUCGGCCACGGCGGCGGCCUCUAGCGGCCUUGACGAUUGGAGCGCUCGGUCGCCACGGCAACGGGAUGCCGACCCCACCCACCCGGACCUGACGAGCGCCACGUCGACCGCCAUCAAGCCCCCGUCCCCGGCGGGCGCCGCCCUCAUCCUCAGCAAACCGCCCUCGCCGUGUGCGCCAGGUAAUGCUUGCCACGGACACACCUACCUGAACCACUUCCGUUUGGCGGGCACCUCAAUAGUGUGUGCUUGUGUGUGUGUAGGUCCCAGUAAUCCAAGUCGGCAUCAUUUAGAGUACAGAGCCAUCAUGCAGGAGAUGUCACCUACAGCGUUUGGUUUGACCGACUGGGAGGACGACGAGAUCCUGGCGUCGGUCCUGGCCGUGUCCCAGCAGGAAUAUUUGGACAGCAUCAAACAUCAGGGUGGUGCCGUGCAGCAUCGAGAGCGUGAAGCGUCACCUGACAGCAGCUGAUGGACACAACACACGCACGCGUGACCUAUGACCCCGACCCCACUCGUCACCUCCGACCCCUCAGAAGACCGCCAGGGAUACAUUCGACCCGAAAGAAAGAAACGCAGUCUCUCCCUCCUCGUCCCUCCAUUCCUUCUCUCCGUCGCCAUCAUGGAUCCUCCCAGCUUGUCUUGGUUUUACGAGCCACCCGCCAACCCCACGCUAGCCGACCGCGCCAUUUACGAUUGCCGAUCACUUUGUCGAAGGAACCGCUCCGUCGGCGAAUACGCGUCACACGUUGCGUCCGUGAUGGGUGUGGUCACAUGACCUCGCCUUCAAUCAUAUUUAUUUAUUCUGGUUUGCACAUGUGCAGUGAAAGCGCUAUAUUCACACACGUUUCCGCGGCCUUAGCCGCUAGCAGUUAGCCGGGACAAAGGGAACUUCAUACCAGGUUAAAAUGUUCGCGCGAAACGAUCGAACGCCUUCGUAAAAAUGUGGAAAUACUUUUUACCGAGUUAGCGUAAGCACUCCGCUUAUGGGCUUGUUGAGGUCACAUCCUGGCGGCCUUCAGUGCUAAUCGCUAUCGACCACGCAGCACAAUGGCGUGUGAGUGAGGCUAACCCAGAAGAAAAGACAGCGGCGAGUCCGACGCCACAUGCUAUGUUAGCAUGUUGUCAACGCUAACGCCUGAAGUCUUACUGUCGUACAAUUGAGAAGUACUUCCUGUCUUCAGCCAGUGUGUUUACGUUCCAUCGUCCGCUUUGAGACUUUUUUUUUUUUUUUUUAAUAUAUAACAUCUAGCUCUUCCUCUUCUUACCGCCUUCAUCAUCAUCAUCAUCAUCGCCACAGACUUCUUAGCAGCAUGUUUGAUCACGACCAAUAUCGCCAUGGAGACAAAAGCGACAAACAAAAAAAACGAAGAAAAAAAACGUAGAGAAUUGUCAUACUUAUCCUCUUGAUGAUUGAUUAUUGUUGUUAUUAUUAUUAAUAAUAUAAGUUUGUUUUAUUUCAUCGCUUGGGAUGAAAAUAUUUUUUUUCUUGGAAUAAAAAGAGGAAAAUGUUUCGGACAAGA
Messenger RNA from Nerophis lumbriciformis (worm pipefish), 3064 nucleotides. The record is from RefSeq and is a predicted model, not a curated record. Lineage: Eukaryota; Metazoa; Chordata; Actinopteri; Syngnathiformes; Syngnathidae.